Anneissia japonica is the source of this 2961-nucleotide messenger RNA. Its product is annotated as transcription termination factor 1-like. The coding region runs from base 277 to 2247 and encodes 656 amino acids. The transcript is spliced from 11 exons. NCBI's taxonomy places the organism in Eukaryota, Metazoa, Echinodermata, Crinoidea, Comatulida, Comatulidae. The record is from RefSeq and is a predicted model, not a curated record.
UAGAGGGCGUCCUUCCAACAACAUGUGUUGCUUCUCGAGAUAGUAUCAGUUAUAAACACAGAUUCUAGAUGCAGUAGUUUUAGCCAAGUAUAUUCCAUAACUUAUCUGGGCCUAACUAAUAGGAAAGAAGAGUUAAAGGAGGAUAAUGGUCAUGAAAUUGAUUGAUACACAUUGAUUAACUAUUGUAUUGAUGUUAGCAUAGAAUGUGGACAAAGGUUGCUGAUGCUGGCUAAUUCAUCUGCGGAUGUGAAAGAAUAAAGAACCAGAACAAGCGGGAUGAAACGGAAACAUAAUCUAACUAUUGUGAAUCAAGAAAUCUCAAAAGAUGAUUUAUCUCUAAAACCAACUGAUCAUUUUUUGGAUAAUUCAGAAAUUAAAAUUAAAAAGAAAAAAAGGAAAAAACAUACUAAAUAUAACAAUACAGACAAAGAUGGAGAAAAAGACACACUUUUACCAAGUACUUCUGAUUCAAUAGAUAUUGAACCAGAACAAAAUGAGGAAACGAAAAAGAAGAAAAGGAGUAUUGUGAAUCAAGACAACUCAAAAAUUGAUUUAUCUCUAAAAACAGCUGAUCACUUUACAGAUAAUUCAGAAAUUACAAUUAAAAAGAAGAGGAAAAAACAUACUAAAUAUGAAAAUAAAGACAAAGAUGGAGAACAAAAUACACUUUUAACAAAUUCUGAUACAAUAAAUAAUGGAGCUGAACAAAAUGAAGACUUAAAGAUGGAAAUGAAAAAGAAGAAAAAGAGUGAUCAUUGUGAAAUGCCAGGUGAAGUACAAAGAGAAGGCACCAAAAUCUUAGAACAGUUUGAUAAAAGUGUUAAAAAGCCAGCCAAGAAAAAACACAAGAAACAUAAACAUUCACACGAUAGGAUAAAAAGUAGCGAGCGAUCAUUGAAAUCUGAUGAAUUAUUAAUUAGUAAGAAAACAAUGGAAACACAUGCGGAAGAUGAUGAAGAGCCCCCUCGUUCAACAAAGAAGAAAAGUAAGAAACAUAAACAAACCAUUCAUAUUGAGUCGGAGGAAAUUAUAAAGCAUGAUGUUAAUGAAGAUGCCACUGAAGAUCACAUGACUGUACCAGAUGAUCACAUAACUCCACCAGAUGAUCCUACCAUCUCCAGCUCAAGGCAAUAUCCUGCGUCGAUAAAGGAUUAUUAUACAGCAUCUACAGAUCUAUCUCUUGAUCAUUUUUUGGAAGGUGGCUUUGCAACAUUCCCAUCAGCUCAAUUGCAUGAUUUUGGUAUUUGGGAAAGUAUAACAAAGGAAACAACAGUUAAACUUCAAGAGAAAGGAAUGCAGAUUCAGACUGGAAUGUGGAGAAAAUGGGAGGAUGAAAUAUUGAAAGGAAAUAUGCAGAAAUUCUGUGAGGAAGUCAACAUUUACGACGUCGAGAGACUCGUGUUCCCUAAUCUGAACACGGAGGAUAAAAAAGCAAUCUUGCCUCUCAUCAAAGAAAAGCAGAUGUACCACAAGUUAGGAAAUGGAAUCAACCGUCCUCUGAGAAAUAUCUACUACCGAUGCAGAAAAUUAUUUGAUAAAAACAACUAUAAAGGAGUGUUUAGUGACCAUGAGGUGAAGACCAUUUUACGUCUGCAAAAUAAAUAUGGAAACAAAUGGAUCAAGAUAGGACGGCUGAUUGAAAGGAGUGGCCCAUCCAUACAAAGCAAGAUUCGCUUUGGUAUAAAAGAUAAAACUAUCGGUGCAUGGUCAAAGAAGGAGAGGAAACAGCUGAUAAAAGCUGUGAAAGAGCACGUCUCAGAAGAUGCUGGACCAGAGGCCUGGUAUUACAACAUUCCAUGGGAAAAGGUGCAGAAGAAGGUGCCAACAAGAGAAUCUCGACAGUGCAGGGGUGAAUGGUUGAUGAUUCUGAGCAGUUUAGCCCAGGGGACCAUGGCUCCAGAACUUGACAGCUGGGACAAAAGUGAUAAUGUCCAACUGAUUGAAAGAAUUUAUGAAAUGAAUAUUCAUGAUGAGGAAGAAAUUGAUUGGUUGGCCCUCAUGCCAGAAUUUGAAAAAGCAGUGUCCCCACAGAAGCUGCGGUAUCGCUGGUAUAUAAUCAAAAGUACCUAUGUUCCAAGACAUUCUUACAAAACUUUAGAUGAAAUUUUAGAUUAUGUUGGGGACGAAGUACUUCCUAAAUUAAGAGAACAAGUGAAGAAGAUGAAAAGGAAAAAGAAAGAAAAGAGAAAAAGGAAACUACAAGUACUUCGCAACCAGUGUAAUGAAGAAAGCGACACAGUCAAUUGAUCAUCCCUACAUCUUUGCUUCCAUCCAUUCGAAGUCUGUGUACAUUCAUUACUAGUCUGUGUACAGUGACAGUGUCAGACAUCUCGACAGGGGGGUCACAUCUACCUGGGCCUCAUUAUGGUUGUGGUGACGAGAGCGAACUUCAAGUAUAGACACUUAUAAUAGAUGCCCAGAAAUGGUACACUCAGACUGCAAAAAAAAACGCUUUUUAAAAGGCUCAAUUUUUCUGACUAAAUGAUUAGCUUCUUCCCCUACCAUGGCCCAGGGUUCUCUGAUGAGGGGGUCCUGUACCUCUCCUUGGGUCAACCCCUGCUGGCAUCGCAACUUUCUGUGAAAAUGGCCGCUCUCCCUGCCAAUCGUUUUGCUUUGAGAUGAAAUUUAACUUACACCCCUAAGGUUUAUAGUCAUACAUAAUUUCCCUUGCACUAUAAAAUUCAUCCCAGCAUUUUAACUACAGUAGUAGAUCAGUGGUUCAUUGCUAUAUCACUCAAAACCCAUGUAAUACUCUUGUAUUUCUGAAAUUGAUUUUUUUUUUUUGUAGAAUUGGCGCCUUUAACUCAGCAAUGCUGUUAGGGUCACCUUCAUUAAAUAAAGGUGAAUAAAAUUAAGCCAAAACCAUAUUAUUACAAUGUACAGUUGUAUGUAAAUUUUUAAUAUGAAAAUUUUAAUCUUACCAAAUCGUGUAAUAAAAUUUAUAAUUGUCUUUUAACGUCA